Scleropages formosus (Asian bonytongue) is the source of this 1330-nucleotide messenger RNA. RefSeq names its product potassium channel, subfamily K, member 15 (gene kcnk15). Gene Ontology annotation, molecular function: potassium ion leak channel activity; outward rectifier potassium channel activity. Gene Ontology annotation, biological process: stabilization of membrane potential; potassium ion transmembrane transport. Gene Ontology annotation, cellular component: plasma membrane. Bases 22 to 1224 code for a protein of 400 amino acids. NCBI's taxonomy places the organism in Eukaryota, Metazoa, Chordata, Actinopteri, Osteoglossiformes, Osteoglossidae. The transcript has 2 exons. The record is from RefSeq and is a predicted model, not a curated record.
CGCGCCGCUCCGCGCUCCGCGAUGAAGAAGCAGGACGUGCGCGCGCUCGCGCUCAUCCUCUGCAUGUUCUCGUACCUGCUGGUGGGCGCCGCCGUGUUCGACGCGCUCGAGUCGCAGUCGGAGAGCGCGAGGAAGCGAGUGCUGGAGGAGAAGCGCGACGAGAUGAAGAGGAAGUACCGCUUCUCCGAGGGGGACUACCGCGAAAUGGAGCGCGUGGUGCUGCAGGCAGAGCCGCACCGCGCCGGCAGGCAGUGGAAAUUCGCGGGCUCCUUCUACUUUGCCAUCACGGUCAUCACGACCAUAGGUUAUGGGCAUGCGGCUCCUGGCACCGAUGCAGGAAAAGUCUUCUGCAUGUUCUAUGCAGUCCUGGGCAUCCCGUUGACACUGGUAAUGUUCCAGAGCCUUGGUGAGAGGAUGAACACCUUUGUACGCUUCCUGCUGAAGAAAAUCAAGGAGUGCUUGGGCAUGAGGAGGACUGAGGUAUCUAUGGAGAACAUGGUGCUGGUGGGCUUCUUGUCCUGUAUUGGGACCCUCUGUGUCGGGGCUGCUGCCUUCUCUCACUUUGAAGGCUGGACGUUCUUCCAUGCCUACUAUUACUGCUUCAUCACGCUCACAACCAUUGGCUUUGGGGACUUUGUGGCCCUCCAGAAAAAGGAAGAUCUCCAGGAGAAGACACCAUACGUGGCUUUCAGUUUCAUGUACAUUCUGGUGGGCCUGACAGUGAUCGGGGCGUUCCUGAACCUGGUGGUGCUGCGUUUCCUUACCAUGAACUCAGAGGAUGAGAGGCGUAACGUUGAGGAGCGCUUGUCCUGGAAGAGGGAGCAGGGUGCUAUUGCUCUGAGUAUGUAUGAGGAUGGCCAGAGUCGGAGCUCCCUCUUCCUGCCCAUGGAGGAGGGUACCAGUCACACCAACCUAAUCGUCCCCAUGAACGAAGAGCCGGAAUCCAGCCAGGGAAUGCGGCCCUUCAGGCCCGAGUCUCGCAUUAGGUCCCUCUGCUCCUGCUUAUGUGACCCUCUGGGUGGCCACACUAGUCCCCUGCUGUCACACCGCCAGCACCUAGACUGCCAUACCAAUUCCGUCUACCACAGCUCCAUCUCGUACAGGAUUGAUGGGGGGUCCUUUGGCACCAAAGACAACAUUGCACUGUUCUCCAAGGGCAGCACUGGGUACACCAGUCCCUUCCUGUUCAAGGACUUCUCUCACACUCGGCGGAGGUCGGUCUAGCACAGCUACUCAAAGGAGGCCGAGUUUGUACAAAGUUGAUAAUAUUUUUCUACACAACAGAGACAGAAUAUGAGCUGUAUAACCAGUGAAAAUUAUAACAUGGAGC